Messenger RNA from Aureobasidium musti, 1146 nucleotides. NCBI's taxonomy places the organism in Eukaryota, Fungi, Ascomycota, Dothideomycetes, Dothideales, Saccotheciaceae. The record is from the annotation of a GenBank genome assembly.
CGAGCAAACAAAGACGUCGGCAAUCACCCUCACUCCUUUGACCCACCCGGACAAGCCCUCAUCAUCAUCAUCACCAGCGCCGCCAUCACCUAUCCUCUUCGACACCACCCGCCGACGACAGACUUCGUCGCCCGUAUGCCGACGUCGCCCGUCUCGCCGCCUUAUUACUACCAGAACCAGCCCGUGAUUCACAAGCCUGCGCCUGUCUCAGUCGCACCACACACUCCGCCCUCGCCUGCGUCGGUGCGCAUGUCUUCGUCGGCGCAUAAUGGCAAAGACCAAUCUUUUCCCACGCCGCCGUCGUCCUACGUCCCGACCAUCUCGCAUCCUACCCUUGACAUGAACAUGAUGGAUACCGAUAUGCCCGAUGCGCAGCCGCCGUCAUCGCGGCCGGCUCUGCCGCUGCUCUGUCAGUCCCCUCACCCUAUCUCGCGGCCUCAUCCAAAUGAAGAUCUCAUCAACCUUUACGGCCUGCAAAGCAUCGCCAACUCGGUUCGCCGAACAGACCCCGUUACCGGCGAGAAGAUCAACAAGUUGCGCAAGUCUUACGAGGGAAAGGUCAAGAAUUUCGGCCUUAGCGGCAAAAACAAGCCCACCGAUGUCGAAGGCGAGUUGGGCGGUUUCAUGCAAUGGGACGAAGGCUCGUGGUAUGAUCAGCGUAUUCACGGCAGAGAACUCGACAAGGCAGAGUCGUCGUCCCUCAUGGCCAACUUGGGUCGUGCUUUGACUAUGAAUCCCGGCACCCUCCCUGCUGACGAACACAACAAAUGGAAAGCCAUUCUCGGCCUCGAUGAUGGCAACAAGACCCCUUCUCAGCCUGCAAACAAGAUUGGCGCCCACCCGCAAAUGCUCAAGGCUCAAGCCUCGUCCAUGCGCGCCUCUGCUCCUGCUUCGCCACGCGCCUCACACCCCAAUGGCGUCCGUCCCGAUCGCUCCAACAAGAAGCGCCGUUACGAUGAGAGCAGUUAUACUGGUUACAAUGAGGGCUAUCAAGACGAUGAUGGCUACUCGACCGGUGGCUUGGACGACAAGCGAAACUCUGCCACUAAAAAGCGCCGAAAAGACUUCCCGACGAACUUUGAAACGUCUGGAGGCGCUUCGGCCUUCAACAAUGGGAUGCUGGGUGUUGGUGUCAAGAGCUCAUGA